GUUUUUAGGCAUAUCGAUCGAUCGAUUGUGUGGUCCGGCAGUGACAGUGAGUGCAUUCGGCAAGUGAUUCUAAAAAUGGCUUUCCUCCUGUUGGGAUUGGUGAUGAGUGUGGUGUUGGCCAACGUUUCCGGCGCUAUCUACGAUCACCAGCCGAAAUCGAAGCUUUGUGCUAACAGUUACAGUGUGUCUUGCUUGAAGAUGGAGAUUGUGUCAUUUUUGGAACGACUUUCGGACCAGAACGAGUACAGUGUUUUGUCCGGAGUGAGUGUUGUCAGGGAUGCGAAUGUGAAUGUCACCAAAACGGCCGAUAUUAUCUCGGAAGUGUCAAGGAUCUUCCCCACCGAUCCCAACAAGCGAUUGGAUGAAUUCCUGAUCAUUAAGCUGAACGACUACCUGAAGAGCCACUCGCUGCGGCUGAAGCUGAUGGAUAAGGAAGCAGUAUCGAAGGCGCGAGAACUGUUCGUGGGGCGUAAGGGUGGCAGCAAGCUGGGCAAGAAGGGCGGAUUGGAGACCAUGAUUGCUGCUGCAAUGAUGAUGAAAGGAACAUUAGGUGCCAUCGCCAUGGGAGGGCUUGCAAUGCUCGCCGGCAAAGCGCUGAUGACCGGGCUCCUGGCGAUGACACUGGCAACCGUUGUUGGUCUCAAAUCCCUAACUUCCGGCGGCGGUCAGAAGUCCACCACCUACGAGAUCGUGGCCAAACCGAUGUACACCCACUCGCACUCGGAAACGGAGGAGGUUAGCCACGGACACGGCGGAGGCGGAGGCUACGGAGGAAGCUGGGGACGUUCGCAACGACUAGAUGUGCCAGCAUAUUCCGGCCGAGGCGAUCUGAAGCUCUGAAGAACAACCGACCGAUAGAUGGCCACCCGGGAUGAUCGGUGGAAGGCGAAAGCUUUCUCGCUCGUUUUGCACCUCUUUUACUAACACCACUUCUUUCGCACUGUUCUCUUCGCUUCGUUCUUUUUCUACUUACGAACGAGAAAGCUUUCGGUGGAAAUCGGCUGGUGGCUUCUGUUGUUCAACGACUUGAAAGCUGCCUGAAAUUCGACCUAUUUUUCCUGCAACGAAAUAAUCGACUUGUAUCGCAAUAUUUGUGAGUUUAUAUUUAAUAAUUUAUUGUUUAGUACGUAAAUGAAACAUGAGUAGAGUUUAAUCGAACGAAAUAAAUUAUUAAACCGUAUCGCUGUCCUAACUGGGCAUGCAACAUGAAAUGGCUAUGAAACUGCCUAAGGCAGAAAAUUUCAAAUAAAGAAGUUAAAGCAAU
Messenger RNA from Aedes aegypti (yellow fever mosquito), 1264 nucleotides. RefSeq lists its product as uncharacterized. The coding region runs from base 76 to 840 and encodes 254 amino acids. The record is from RefSeq and is a predicted model, not a curated record. Lineage: Eukaryota; Metazoa; Arthropoda; Insecta; Diptera; Culicidae. The transcript has 2 exons.